GCUGCUUGAGUCGAUCGGUGGAAGAUUUUUGAAAAAACGUACAAGAUGAACUACUACAUUCCAAUCCAGGAAAAUGGAGCUCAUGAUAAACCAAAAUCACAGCCGCGCCAUACUCCCCGCAUCCUGAGAAGGAGAUUUGCUUUGACUACUACAGGGUACAAGUACUUGAAAAUGGGGAUCAGCGUGGGGUCUGAGCCUUUUGUGGAGAUGAUUCUUGGCGACAACAAGGGAAAUCAGCUAAUUUUGCCAUAUAUAACAUGGCAAAUAUUCAUUGAGAGACGUAUGGAUAUCGAGCGACUCGUGCGGCCAAAUGAUUGUAAGUCUUCCUCGAAACUUACGAUUCAUGAUCUAGUUGUAGAAAUUGUAAAAAUAUGCGAUGGAAAUAUUGUAAAGUUGACAUUAUAUAACACCUGUAUAUAUAUGAAACCAUCAACUGUACAAUUUUUACUUAAUCUCGAACACUGCGUUGAAUCUGUAUAUAAUCAAUUAUAUCAAAAUACUUAUAGUGUAAGCAAUAAAUAUAAGAAGUUUAUUACUAUUUUGCGUCAAAAUUAUGUUACUAAUAAGUAUGAUGCUAUAAAAAUGUUGAAUGAAAAUUACGAUAAAACUUGUAUCAUAGAAUGCGAACUGGUGAUUUAUGCAUCCGACAAUAUUGUAUAUGAUGCUUUACAUAAUUAAUAAAUAAAUAU
This is a messenger RNA of Monomorium pharaonis (pharaoh ant), 689 nucleotides long. RefSeq lists its product as uncharacterized. The transcript has 2 exons. The coding region runs from base 46 to 678 and encodes 210 amino acids. The record is from RefSeq and is a predicted model, not a curated record. Lineage: Eukaryota; Metazoa; Arthropoda; Insecta; Hymenoptera; Formicidae.